AUGAAUCUACAUACUUUCUUACUCCUUUUCAUAUACUUUCCUGCUUUAAUCGUGGGUGAAGCCUACGUUGGCUUCCCAUUCAAUGAACAAUUACCAAAUGUUGCUAGAGUUAAUGAGGAUUAUUCUUUUACUUUAGCCAAUACUACUUAUAAAUCGAACUCUAAUGGUGAAAUAUCUUAUGAAGCUUCCAACUUACCAAGUUGGCUUCAGUUCGAUUCUAAUUCAAGAACUUUUUCUGGUAAACCUUCUUCAAGUAAUGAAGGUACUUUUCAAAUCACUUUAACUGGUAAAGAUUCCUCGGAUGGUUCAUCCAUUUCAAAUGAUUAUAGCAUGAUUGUUAGUUCUGAUCAUGGAAUCCAUUUGAAAUCUGAUGAUGUGAUGUUUACUCAAAUUGCCAAAUAUGGUGAUACAAAUGGUAAUGACGGACUUGUUGUUAGUCCAGGUCAAAAUUUUAAUAUUAAAUUUGAAAAAUCAGUUUUCCAACUGUAUUCAGACUCUUCUCGUGAUAUUGUUGGUUAUUAUGGUCGUUCAGAAGAUAGAAGUUCUUUACCUAGUUGGAUUUCUUUCGACAGCGAUACUCUUACUUUUAAAGGUACAGUUCCUUCAGUUACUUCUAAAAUCGCCCCAUCAAUAAUCUACGGUUUUAGUUUUAUCGCUACCGAUUAUUUGAAUUAUGCUGGUGCUGAAGGUAUUUUUAAAUUAGUGGUUGGGGCCCAUCAAUUGAGUACUUCCCUUAAUGAAACAAUUAAAGUCAAUGGUACUUUAGGGGACUUUUUCGAUAUAGAUGUCCCAGUUCUUUCUCAUGUUUACCUCGAUAAUAGUACCAUUAAUCGUGAUAAUAUUUCGGAAGUUUAUGGUAAUGACUUGCCUGAUUACAUCUCUUUAAAUCAAGAUAAUUUCACUUUAACCGGUAAUUUCCCCAACUCAUCAACUUUUGAUAACUUCACCAUCGUGGUUGAAGAUGUUUUUGGUAACACCGUUGACUUACCUUAUCUGUUUGAUGCAAUUGGUUCGGUAUUCACUUUGGAUGACUUACCUGAUGUAAAUGCUACCAAAGGUGAAUUUUUCAAUUAUCAAUUCCUUGAAUCGUGGUUUACUGACUAUAAUUCUACAAAAAUUUCUGUCAGCUAUGAUGACGCUGAUUGGUUGAAUUAUCAUCUGUCCAAUCAUACUCUUAGCGGUCAAACACCAAAGAACUUUGACGAUUUGAAAGUUAAUGUCAAGGCAAGCUCGAGCUACGAUUCAGAAACUAAACUGUUCAAUAUCGAUGGUAUAAGCAAAAAAAAUAAAUCAAGCUCCUCUUCAUCUACAUCUUCCACCUCAUCUGCUUCUUCCACAUCGUCUGCUUCAUCAUCUCCGGUUGUUUCUGCAAAUAAAAAUAAAAGUAAUAAUGAUUUGCGCAAGAAACUAGCCAUCGGACUUGGUGUUGGCGUCCCAUGUCUUCUUUUAUUAAUUGCAGCUUUUAUUUUCUGCUGCUGCUGUGCAAGAAGAAGAAAACAAAGAAAGGAGCAAGAAGAAGAAGCUGCAGCGGGUGCAGCUGGUAAUUCUAGCGAAGAUACUACUGCUAAUUCUGACUUUGGUAGUCCUGAAUUAUCUGGUCCUGGUUUCGGAGUUACUUAUGAUAAAAAUGAUCAAGAUGAGAACGCUGAACGUUUGGCAUCUCUAAACGUCUUGAAGCUUGACGAUAAAAAGAAAAAUAAAGAUAUCGAUGAUGCUCAUAGUACUUCUUCAUCUUUGACACACGUUGAUGAAGAUGACCAAAAGUCGACUUAUUUUGAUACGUCUGAUAAACCGAUUAAAUCUUGGAGAGCCAACGAUCAUUCUGAUGCAGCAAUCGGUGCAUUGGCUGCGAAGAACUUGAGAGCCUCAACUGCUUCAUUAAGUACUGUCAACACAGAACAAUUAUUCUCAGUUAGACUUGUGGAAGAUAACUACAGUAUAAGGGAUUCAAAUGCUUCAUCCGCAUUCAUGAGUAAUAAUUCAUUGAAUGCGUUAUUGAGAAGGGAACAAUCACUGGGGAAUUUUCAAAGAUUGGAUAGCGAGGGUAAUAUUGUCAGUUUUAAUCAUACCAAUAAUAGUUCACCAGUAAAAUCAAGACUUUCACGUUCUCCAUCAUCUAACUUAAAUAGUGUGAUGGAAGAAAAUCAACAUAGUUUUGCAGAACCAAAAUUUCAGAAAAAUGAAGAUGUAAGUCAGGAUAAUUCUGAAUUAUUUUUCACUGCUGACAACAACACUAGUCUUUAUCAGGGAGAGGAGUCAAGCAGUGGUAAUUUGUUAGCUAAGUUUGAGGGAUCAAACCCCCAAAUAUAUCAAUCAUCCUCAUCAUCAUCCAAUUACCUUAAUCAUGAAAAUUCAGAAAACAGUUUACAAGAACAAUUUAAAUAUACUCAAAAUUCUUUGGGUGAAUAUCAAUGGUCAUCUGAUAACGUUGACCAACAAGACAAUAUUCACGAGUUUCAUUUCCAGCCUAAUAACACAGAAGCCACUCCAAUGUCAGAUAGUAGAACAUUGUCCAACUCACCAUUGAAAAAUCUCAAUACAUCAUCUCAUUCAUUGCUUAGUUCUAAUAAUAAUAAUAUGAAUAACAGUGAUAUUCAAACCAUGAAUCCAGGUGCUGGAUUCUCUAAUACUUCAUUAGGUAAAAAGGCUAAAUUGGUUGAAUUCACUAGGAAGGGCAGUUUGAGAGAUUCAUCUUACAGACCUGAUGGUGUUCAUCAAGGAGAAACUGCCCAAAUUCAUGAUGACGAUAGUGAGUAGUUGUUUUUGAGAGCCGGAUGAUUUUUAUUGCAUAUAUUUCUUGUUUACUUCCCUAAUUUCUUUGAUUUUCCUUUUUAUUGCAUCUUCCAAAGUCUUAGUUGACGUUCUUUACCUUCUUUUUUUCCCUUUCAUCAAGUUCACCGGGUUGAAAUAAGUUCAACUCGGUUUUAUUCUAU
Hyphopichia burtonii NRRL Y-1933 is the source of this 2933-nucleotide messenger RNA. It is a transcript of the gene AXL2, whose product is annotated as Axl2p. Bases 1 to 2757 code for a protein of 918 amino acids. Gene Ontology annotation, cellular component: membrane. The record is from RefSeq and is a predicted model, not a curated record. NCBI's taxonomy places the organism in Eukaryota, Fungi, Ascomycota, Pichiomycetes, Serinales, Debaryomycetaceae. The transcript has a single exon. Gene Ontology annotation, molecular function: calcium ion binding.